This is a messenger RNA of Cannabis sativa, 2075 nucleotides long. RefSeq names its product probable anion transporter 6, chloroplastic. Gene Ontology annotation, biological process: transmembrane transport. Gene Ontology annotation, molecular function: transmembrane transporter activity. NCBI's taxonomy places the organism in Eukaryota, Viridiplantae, Streptophyta, Magnoliopsida, Rosales, Cannabaceae. Bases 207 to 1805 code for a protein of 532 amino acids. The record is from RefSeq and is a predicted model, not a curated record. The transcript has 15 exons.
CCACUUUCAAUAUUCAAAGCUUUCUAAACACUGCAAAAUCCAUAGCCACAAGCACCUCAGUACCGUGGCUACCUCAAACUCCUCUCUCUUCAACCUUUACCCAUGGCCACAAUUACACUCUUCUAACUUUGAAUCUUAUUUUCCCACCAACCAAACACUUCUCUCUUUUUUUUUCCCUUCUAAAUCAACAAUACAAAGAAAAAAAAAUGGAGAGUCUUUCGAUCAGAGCAGAGAGUUUGCUUUCUCUCUCUCACCAUAAUCCCAAUUCCAGAAACUCGGUCUUCGAUUCUUCACUCAGACAUCGUCGAAUUGGCCUCUUUCCCCCCAAAGACCGGUUGGAAUUUAGGGUUUCUUGUGGUAUUAAGGAAACCCGGAAAAUAGAAGAGAGCCAGAAGAAGGUCGAUGGAAUUCUCACUGGGCUUCGUGUUGAUGAAGUGGAUGUGGACCUUGGUGGUCCGGUUUCCGGUUCUGGGGUUCGGAAUGAAGAAGUGGGUUUCAGUGGGAAUUGGCCUCCUUGGAAGAACAUGCCCCAAAGAUAUAAGCUUAUUGGUACAACUUCGUUGGCCUUUGUUAUCUGUAACAUGGAUAAGGUGAACUUGAGUAUUGCAAUUAUUCCAAUGUCGCAUCAGUUUGGUUGGAGUUCGUCAGUGGCUGGCUUGGUGCAGUCGUCGUUCUUUUGGGGCUAUGCAUUGAGUCAAUUGCCAGGCGGGUGGCUUGCCAAGAUAUUUGGUGGGAGAAAAGUUCUUAAGUUUGGAGUUUUGACUUGGUCAUUGGCUACAGCACUCGUACCUGUUCUUGCAGGGUAUAUGCCCAGCUUGCUAUUGUCAAGGAUUUUGGUAGGAAUAGGAGAAGGAGUUUCCCCGUCUUCCGCAACUGACUUGAUUGCCAGAACAAUACCUUUGGAAGAGCGCUCACGAGCUGUGGCGUUUGUUUUUGGUGGUUUGAGUGUAGGAAGUGUUGCAGGAUAUCUCUUGGCUCCACCCCUUAUUCAAAAUCUUGGUUGGGAGUAUGUGUUCUACAUAUUUGGCCUCUUGGGAGUAGGCUGGUACGCUGGUUUUCAGCUUCUGGAAGACAAUGCUACAUUGGCUGCUGAAUCCACCUCAGGUUCCCAGACUAAAUCUGUGAACAAAAAUUGGAAUGAUUCUUUGGGAGAGUUGGGUGAUUCACUGAAGGGUGUACCAUGGAAGGCAUUUUUUCGAACACCAGCAGUAUGGGCUAUGGUAUACGCUCAUUUUUGUGGAAGUUGGGGUCACUAUACGUGCUUAUCAUGGCUUCCUACUUAUUUCAGUGAGGAGCUGAGCCUGAAUUUGACCGAAGCUGCAUGGGUUUCCAUUCUACCUCCUUUGGCUUCAGUUGUUGUGACUAGUAUUGCCUCACAGAUUGCUGAUAACUUGAUUGCAAAUGGAGUUGAAACCACUACGGUGCGAAAACUUUGCCAAACAAUUGCCUUUAUGUCUCCUGCAGUUUGCAUGACUCUUUCCUCCGUUGAUCUUGGAUUGCCUCCUUGGGAAGUUGUGGGCAUUCUCACUAGCGGCCUAGCCCUCUCAAGCUUUGCACUUUCAGGCCUUUACUGUACUCACCAAGAUAUGUCGCCAGAAUACGCAAGCAUACUUUUGGGUAUGACCAACACCGUCGGAGCAGUUCCUGGAAUAGUAGGCAUUGCUCUCACUGGCUACCUCCUUGAUAUAACUCAUUCAUGGAGUUUGUCAUUAUUUGCACCAUCAAUAUUCUUCUACUUAACUGGUACCGUAGUUUGGUUGGCUUUUGCCAGCAGUAAGCCUCAAAGCUUUUCCGAAAGAGAUUGAUCCUUUUUUCUCAGGUUGCAUCUCUAGAAACCAAUAGGAGAAACGUUUUUGGAUGCAUUAGCAUGGAAAUUAGCUUCUUCCACUAGAUUUUAUUCUUUUGUAUAUUCACAUAGGAAGCUCUUGCAGUUAUACACAAAUCUCAUUGUAAUAUUCUGUACAACACAUUCGUUUUUUUUUUUCUUUUUCAUAUAUACCAAGUUAUUUCUGCAACCCCCAAAAGAUGUAUUGAAUAUGCCUGAAAUGUCAUAUUGUAUAGCAGCUUUUUAAGCA